AUGACCAUGUCCGUUUGUGUCCGGCUCUUGAGCGGGAGGGCGGUAGACAUCGAGGUGGAGGAAGGCUCCUCAGUGCACGAAGUGCAACAGCAGGCGCAGCAGAUGUUGGGCGUCAGGGGCAGGUUGGUGAAGAGUGAUGGGACGACCCUGGCAUCCAUGAAGUGUACAGUUCUUCAAGCUGGGCUGUCCGACGACGAGUCUCUCACCUUGCAAGCGAGUCCUGCUUUGCGCGUCCUGGCCGGAUCAUUUGCGGCAUUUGCAGGGGUUCUGAAUGACGACACUCUAGUGCUUUGGGGGGAGGAGAUGCCUUUCGGAAGUUCAGAGUAUGAGUCAGGACAACUGAAGAAUGUAUGCCAGGUGGCUGCCACAACUGACGCAUUCGCAGCCCUCUUGUGGGAUGGAUCCGUGGUGACAUGGGGCGACAAGCGGUGUGGAGGAGAUAGCUCUGCUGUCAAAGAACAACUGCGAGAUGUGAAGCAGAUCGUGGGUUCCAGGCAUGUCACAGUUCUCAAGGUGUUGCAGGCGGCCAUCAAUGCGGAAGAGCAUUCAGCUGCAGUUGCCGCAGCUGCUGCGCUGGUCGAUGCGUGGAAGCGCUUCUCCAGCACCGAGGCUCCGGCAGAUGAGUUCGUGUCGCGCCUCCACUGCGCGCGGACCUCGGAGUGA
Symbiodinium natans is the source of this 663-nucleotide messenger RNA. The record is from the annotation of a GenBank genome assembly. Lineage: Eukaryota; Dinophyceae; Suessiales; Symbiodiniaceae.